Molecule: messenger RNA, 757 nt
Organism: Ectocarpus sp. CCAP 1310/34
Lineage: Eukaryota; Phaeophyceae; Ectocarpales; Ectocarpaceae
Source: the annotation of a GenBank genome assembly
GUGGGGAAUGCAUUAAACACUCAAAGGAAGGAAAUACGCAAGGCAAAUUCUCCGAGAGCAGUGAGGUGUCCGCUGGAUCCUCAAGCGGAGCACACUGUUGGUCGAAAUGGUGCCAAAAAGAGGUCGAUUAAUAGGGACACUAGAAAGAAAAAAAGCGUUGCCGUUGAUCGUGCUGGGGGCAAGCAGAACCAUGAAACUGUUGCUUUACCACGGCGGACUACCUGCCACAUUUUACUCGGUCGGUCGGUGGGGAUUUGACGAUGGAUCGACAUCAGCAUACGACUCGAGUGCAAGUGUUCGCGGGGUCAAGAGCGACCAAGAUGAUGUCGUGGGAGGCUCUGUUGGAUACGGGAAGUCCGGCAUCGUUUGUACAAGAAAGGUGGCGUUCAGGCGGUUGUGGCAGAGGGUGCCUCCGCACAUUCAAGACGUCCAUUUCGACUUCAAUGCGAAAAUGUGGGAGCCGGAGGACAUUGACAAACUAGUGCAGGACGGGGCAAGUCACGUGCGCGACCAGGAGAGGUUUUUCGAGCGCAUGGCCAAGUUCAACCUGAAACUGGCGCCCAAAAAGACGAACCUGGGGGUGAAGGUGGUGACGUUCUUGGGACAUCAAGUCACGGCGGAAGGGAUCGGGCCGGACCCGGGAAAGGUCAGACCGCUGGGUGAAGUGCCAAUGCCCACUAAUGUUAGCCAGUUGCGAUCGUUGUUGGGGUCCUUGUCGUACUAUCGAAAGUUCCUGAAGAACAUGUCGGCAUUUUGA